AUGGUUGAACGCAGCGUAAUGAAGAAAACGGUGCUGGCAACCAUACACUCAGCAAAGAUGGCGGCUUCUCAGGUUGAUGCGGAGAAAUUAAUUGAACUUGUGAGAAGGUUUCCUUAUUUGUACGAUUUGUCGCAUCCUGAUUUUAAGGAUACACAGACAAAGGAGAACACGUGGAAAUCCAUCGGCGAAAAGCUUGGCGUGACAGGAGAUGUAGCCAUGAAAAAAUGGGUGAACUUGAGGGACAGAUACGGGAAGUUGAAAAAAGACCACGACGGCAAACUCCGGAGUGGAGCAGCGGCGGUGCCCCCGGUAUCAUGGAUAUAUUUCAAGAUACUGGAGUCUGUAUUAAGUGAAAAGAAGUCUGACGCCAGACCAGUCUCUAAUCUCGUGAUCGCGGAUGAAGAACCAUCCCUGGCCCUAAUUCACCCAAGCACGGCCGCACAAGCUGACGACAGCUGCCUUACAGAUGCAGCAGCGAGCAUACCCAGGGCACGAGAUCAGGAUAAUGAUGAUGGACUGUCGCAGCUCCGGUCUAUAUACAUGGACACGAUGGAAAGGCUGACGAAGCAGCCGAAGCUGGACCGCAUCGACAUGUUUUUCAAUUAUGUUGCAGCCUCAGUAAGGGAGCUCCCCAGCGACUCUCAGAACAGGUUCAUACACCAGUGCCAGUCACUCCUUUACCAAUUUCAAGGACAGCUAGAUGCAGACAGAUAA
Ornithodoros turicata is the source of this 714-nucleotide messenger RNA. Its product is annotated as transcription factor Adf-1-like. The record is from RefSeq and is a predicted model, not a curated record. Gene Ontology annotation, cellular component: nucleus; transcription regulator complex. Lineage: Eukaryota; Metazoa; Arthropoda; Arachnida; Ixodida; Argasidae. The transcript is spliced from 5 exons. Bases 1 to 714 code for a protein of 237 amino acids. Gene Ontology annotation, biological process: regulation of transcription by RNA polymerase II.